Messenger RNA from Larimichthys crocea (large yellow croaker), 2537 nucleotides. It is a transcript of the gene bpgm, whose product is annotated as 2,3-bisphosphoglycerate mutase. Bases 152 to 931 code for a protein of 259 amino acids. NCBI's taxonomy places the organism in Eukaryota, Metazoa, Chordata, Actinopteri, Sciaenidae. Gene Ontology annotation, biological process: glycolytic process. Gene Ontology annotation, molecular function: intramolecular phosphotransferase activity. The transcript has 3 exons. The record is from RefSeq and is a predicted model, not a curated record.
AUGCGGCAUUCUGAUUGGAGGAGCCGAACGUCAAUCAACAGCGUCCACAGGAACGCUACUGUACAUGGCCUGUCAACACUCACGACUGUACUAGCAUACAUCUACGCCGGAUUUAUAACCCCACACAGGGUUUCUGCUGCUCGUGCUUCGGAUGUCCAAGUACAAACUCUUCCUGCUGAGGCAUGGCGAGGGGGCCUGGAACAAAGAGAACCGGUUCUGCAGCUGGGUCGACCAGAAGCUGAGCGAGGAUGGGGUGAAGGAGGCCCAGGAUUGUGGCAGGCUCCUGAAGGAGCAGGGCUACAAGUUCGAUUUAGUGUUCACGUCCAUACUCAGCCGCUCCAUCCAGACGGCGUGGCUGGUGCUAGAGGCCAUGGGUCAGGAGUGGGUGCCCGUGGUCAAGUCGUGGAGACUGAACGAGCGCCACUACGGUUCACUGAUCGGCUUGAACCGAGCGGAGAUGGCUCUGCAGCACGGGGAGGAAAAGGUGAAGCUGUGGAGAAGGAGCUACGACGUCACCCCACCUCCGAUCGAUGAAUCCCACCCUUACUUCCUGGAAAUCUACAAUGACCGCAGGUACACCACUUGUGACGUGGCAAAGGAAAACCUGCCACGAGCAGAGAGCCUGAAGGAGGUGCUGGACAGGCUGCUGCCGUACUGGGACAGCACCGUGGUGCCAGAGAUAAAGAAUGGCAGGACUGUGCUCAUUUCUGCUCAUGGGAACAGCUGCAGGGCUUUGCUGAAACAUCUGGAAGGUAUAUCAGAUGUGGACAUAGCCAGCGUGACUUUACCUACAGGGAUACCUGUCCUACUUGAGCUGGAUGAAAACCUGAAGCCCGUGAAGCCUCGACAACUCUUGGGUGACCAGGCGAAGAUUCAGGCAGCUAUCAAAAAGGUGGAGGAUCAGGGAAAAGCCAAACAAACAGCAACUUGAAUGCACUAAGCUGUCCGUAAGACUUAACGUAGCUCUGUUCUGGCUGCCUAUGUGCACUUUUAUUAGGUACAGUGAAAACUUGAAAAGACUCAAAUAACCCAUUAAUUAACGCCAGUAACAAUAACAACAAUUGUUAAUAAGAUUCAAAGGAUAGGUAUAGGUCUCAUAUGUGUAUGUGUCAUAGUUGCCUGGAUACAGAGUGUGUGUCACAGGUCUGACAGGUCCGACAGGGGGAAAGAGAAAGUUCAGAGAUGUACUGUGAAUGUUUCAGCACUGUGUUGAGUUGUGUUAUGUGUAAGCAUUGAGGAAGUGUGCGGUCUGUAGGCGAUUUUUUUUUUUUUUUUUUUUUUUUUUAAGCUGCUCGUCCCUACUACUUCUGCCUGUAUGCCCUAAAGUCGUUAUUUAUUUAUUUACUUAUAGUGAAGCUGUGAAAUCUUGAAAUACAUCACCUCCAGAAAGAGAAAAAAAAUAUGCUUUUCUGUUACAUUGAUAAGCUUUAUGAAUAUUCUCAUGUGCCUUCAGUAUUAACGUAGUGCUCAGCUACUUUUUUUUUUUAAAGCUUAUUUUACGUAGAUCAUCAGUGAGGUCUUGCGGUGAUUUUAUUUAAGAAUAAAAGCACUCCACGAACAAAUCUUACCUCAUAUAAAUAAAUUGAUAGCCCAGGCUGUUCAUUCCAAGAAUGGGGUAAGUGUGAGCCACAGAAAUGCUGUAAAUAUGCAAAACCACUGAAAUCCUUGACUGUCCCUGAUGAGUCACUCGUACUUUUGAAUGGCUGAGUAAGACAGCUGAGGUUGUUUUUCUAUGAGGUUUGUACAGUAUAUUAACUCUGACAUGAAAUAGGUUGAGUUUAAAACACUGUGGCCAACAACCAUGGUCAUUUGGUAUGAACUGGUUUGCACUUUUUAAAUGCAACAGCUGUGAAUGGUAAAUACCAUUAUUUUUUGAUGCAUAUAACAAAGUUUGAUUCUAAAAUACAAGCACUAUUUUGGUUUGGGGGUUUUAAAGUCUAAAUUAUUAUCAUACAUGUGCAAUUUGAUGUUGUUUAAUGAUGCAAGUGAAAAUUGUUACAAGCCGCUCUUGAGUCUGCAUAUUAUGUCUCUUAGUAGCACUUAUUUUACUUCUUUGUAAUGUUACUACUGUGUGUGGCUCGGGCUACUUUAUUGUACUGUACUCCAACCGGCCACUUCAUUAGGUACACCUGAACAAUCCAUGGUGAUCAAAUACGAUGACACGCGGCCAUAAAUUCAACUUUUAGGAAGUUGAUAUAUAACAUAAAGUUUAUAAUAACAUUAUAAACUUUGCAAAAGUUGAAUUGAUGUCAGAGUUGUCGGAUUGGAUCACACUGGAUUGUUCAAGUGAAAUGGCCGGUCGGUGUAUGUCGUGAUGUGUCUCUUGUUUGAUGUGCAGCACUGUGCAGUAUUUCUGUCACUGCUAUUUUGUACACUGGUUUGUAAGUUUAGUUAAGAACAUGCAUCUGUGGAUAGAAGAGUAGAAAACACUGGUAUGUUUGUCAUUUUCUGCAAGAUGAUUGAAUGUCUUCCCUGCUGUUCACACCUUACCCUGUGAGAGUCUGCAUGAUUAAAAUAAAAGGGACUUUUCUUUGUCA